Messenger RNA from Rhopalosiphum maidis (corn leaf aphid), 2642 nucleotides. RefSeq lists its product as uncharacterized. The record is from RefSeq and is a predicted model, not a curated record. Bases 225 to 2531 code for a protein of 768 amino acids. Lineage: Eukaryota; Metazoa; Arthropoda; Insecta; Hemiptera; Aphididae. Gene Ontology annotation, molecular function: serine-type endopeptidase inhibitor activity. The transcript has 15 exons.
GUGAUCAGUCGAGUUAGUCACGUUGUUUGUCAACAUCUAUUAUGCUGUUGGCUCUCGUCAGUCGUCAAUUUAAAUUCGACGAAAGCACAAGUAAAAGGUACGCCGAAAUAUCAUAAGACGCGACUGCGCCGCCACUCCUAAUCCCGGCAGUUCGUGUGCUGGAGUGACUGAGCAGGGUUUAGCCGAUCGAUCGAUCAUCGUCCCCCGGAAACGCCGUCAUCAUCAUGCAGGACUCACGGUCCACGAAUAUCCAUUACACCUCCCACACGUCAAACUAUUCGUUCACGUUGUUCAAGGAAUUGACCGCUUCCGCCGAGGGCAAUGUGUUUGUCUCAACGUACAGCGUGCAAUUUCUGUUGUUGCUGCUGGCGUUCGGUUCCAAGUCAAAGACCGGCGAUCAACUCAAAACGCUGCUGCGUUUGCCGCAAAAGAGUGCACCGAAUUACGACAAUAUCAAGGCGGUCAUAACAAACAUUGAAGACCCUAAUUAUUUAACCAUUGCCAAUGGAGUUUUCUCGGAUAAGGCGUUCGUUUUAAGAGACGAUUAUGUGGAUAAAGCUCGUGUCUAUAUGAAUGCUGAAGUGAAGAGUCUCGAUUUUGCCGGUAAUUCUGCAAACGGAGUUUCGGAAAUCAAUAAUUGGGCCGAACAAAAAACCGAUGGAAAAAUUUCCAAUAUUUUUGAACCAGGUACCAUUGACCGAGACACGGUAUUGGUUUUGGCGUCGGCUGUACAUUUUCAAAACGUGUGGAAAAACCAAUUUACGGAUACGAAGAACGCGAGUUUCUGCCUUACACCUACAAAACACAUCGAUAUUGAAAUGAUGCACCAAACAGGCCAUUUCAAGUACUACAAAGACGAGAGUUACAAGUUCUCCGCCGUCGAGCUGCCAUACAAAGCUGGCGGUUUUGAGAUGCUGAUUAUAUUGCCGGACAGAGCUGACGGGUUGAAAGAUUUGGAAAGCGCGUUCUUGAAGAACUCCAAAAACUUCGCUUACUUGCAAGGCAACCUGACCGUCCACGAUGUCACAUUGGAUCUACCAAAGUUUAAGUUCGAAUCAUCUGUUAGUCUAGUGAAAACAGUGGAAAAAUUGGGCUGUACCGAGAUGUUCACGUCGAGUGCCGAUUUCUCUUAUAUUAGUACAUCUGGAGCGGGUAAGCUGAAAGUUAGUGACAUCAAACAUAAGGCUUUUGUGAGCAUCGACGAAAAUGGCACUGAAGCCACAGGCGUCACUGGCGUAGACGUCGUAAAUUACAAUUUGGAAUACUUUCCGAGCGACAUCAAGGCAGUUAAGUUCCACGCGUGCCAUCCGUUCAUGUUCAUUAUAAAAAAAAACACAAAUAUUAUUUUUAUGGGUCGAUUGUCCAAUCCGAACGCUUACCACGCCAUGGGGACCAUACCGAACAUCCACUACACAACACUGACGUCAAACUAUUCGUUCACAUUGUUCAAGGAACUCAGCAGUUCCGUCGAAGGCAAUGUUUUCGCGUCCACGUACAGCAUACAAUUUAUGUUGCUGCUUCUGGCUUUUGGAUCAAAAUCUAAGACUAACGAACAGCUCAAAAGUGUUUUAUAUCUCAAAGACAAACCACCAAAUUAUGAAAAUAUCAAAACGAUCAUCACAAGGCUUGAAAUCCCUGGUUAUUUGACCGUUGCCAAUGGAAUUUUCUCGGAUAAAGCAUUCAGUCUAAAUAAAACUUACGUGAAAAAUACUCAAAACUACUUGAAUUCUGAAGUGAGAACUGUCGAUUUUUCUGGUAAUCCCACAUCCGGGGAGUUAGAGAUAAAUAAAUGGGUUAAUAACAAAACCAAUGGGAAAAUUUCUGAAAUUUUCAAUCCAGGUGACAUUAGCAAGGACACAUUGUUAGUUUUGGCGUCGGCCGUACACUUUAAGAACGUUUGGAAAAAACCGUUUACAGAGACGAAGAAAGCGAGCUUUUGCCUCUCAUCUGCGAACCACAUUGAUAUUCAAAUGUUGCAUCAAACUGGCCAAUUCAAAUACCACAAAGAUAAUUAUUACAAGUUCUCGGCCGUUGAAAUACCGUAUAAAGUUGGCGGUUAUGAUAUGCUGAUCAUAUUGCCUGAUAAAAUGGACGCAGUUAAAGAUUUAGAAAAGGUGUUCCUCAAGAAUGUUAAAAACUACGUGUACUUGCUGGGCAACAUGACCAUCCACAACGUCGAGUUGGACAUACCAAAGUUUAAGUUUGAAUCUGAUUUGAAUCUUAGAAAUACUAUGGAAAAAUUGGGUUGCACUGACAUGUUUUCGCCGCGUGCAGAUUUCUCCGACCUCAGCGAAUCAGCUUCUGGUAAGUUGAGGGUUAGCAGCAUGAAACACAAGUCUUUUGUGGACGUCAACGAAGAAGGCACGGAAGCUGCUGCAGUCACCGGUACCAACAUCGAUAACUACAAUACGGAAUACGUUUUUAGCGAUGUCAAGAACGUAAAGUUCUAUGCGUGUCACCCUUUUUUGUUCAUCAUCAAGAAAGAAAGAGAUAUCAUUUUCAUGGGUAGACUAUCCAACCCGAACGCGUAGAGCGCAAUAUUAAUAUCACAAUGCUGCAGUGAUAUUAUGUAUAAUAAUGAGAGACUUGUAUACCUAGAAAUAAGAUUUCUAUGAUUGCUAUUAUAUCGUUAGUUAUAAUAA